This is a messenger RNA of Aspergillus fischeri NRRL 181, 1101 nucleotides long. RefSeq names its product transmembrane protein UsgS (gene usgS). NCBI's taxonomy places the organism in Eukaryota, Fungi, Ascomycota, Eurotiomycetes, Eurotiales, Aspergillaceae. The record is from RefSeq and is a predicted model, not a curated record. The transcript is spliced from 5 exons. The coding region runs from base 1 to 1101 and encodes 366 amino acids.
AUGUCCAAUUUCGAGCCUAAUGCCGUCAUCCGCGGUUUCCAGCUCACAGUCGUCGGAACUGUUCGAGCUCUGCGAAAUCCGGAGCUCUUCAAGUAUGACCAUUUUCGGCAGGCCGCUCUAGCAAUAGCUGUUGGAGUAAUCAUUCACCUGAUUAUCCAAAUUCCGAUCAUCGGUGUCAAGCUUCUCGUCUGGAUUGCAUCAUGGUUCUCCGAUCUAGAUCGUAGCUCAUGGGAUGAGUCCAUCAUGAAUGGCCUGAAUUUCCUCAACAAUUCCGUCCUUCAGGUACCAUUCUUACUCAUGACUUUAAUGCGAUACGUUACGCCAACUUUGGAUGAGAUCUUUAUGGAGUCUUUGAAAUGGGUUGACUCUACCUACGUUCAGAAGCACAAGGCUGACGACCCAAAAACCCUUCGUGCUAUGUACUACCCGCACCUGGCGAUGUACUCAACCAAAGGAGCUACUGGUGUCUCAAAGCCGAUUCCGGAGGCAAUCAUUUUGUUUCUACGGCGAUAUGGGCGCAAGUUCGGGGCGCUCCUAGGACUCUACAUGAUCUCGCUUCUUCCUGUUGUGGGAAGAUUCGUCAUGCCUGCAGCCUCCUUUUAUACAUUCCAAAGCAGCGUGGGAACGACUCCUGCAGCGGUAAUCUUCGGAACAGGUCUGGUUCUCCCAAAGAGAUUCAUUGUCAGGUUCUUGCACACGUACUUUGCAUCUCGCAGUCUAAUGCGUGAACUGCUUGAGCCCUACUUUUGCCGGAUCCACUUCACACCAGAACAGAAACGCCGCUGGUUUAUGGACCGUCAAGGUGUUCUGUUCGGUUUCGCCUUCGCCUUCACUGUGGUCCUCAAGGCACCCUACAUCGGAGUGCUGAUGUACGGCGUUGCACAAGCAUCGACUGCAUACUUGAUCACAAAGUUCACAGAUCCCCCGCCCAGUCCCGCCGAAAGUGAAGGUUUCGCCGAGAGCCAAGUCACCUGGAAGAACAAGCACGACUUCCUGCGGCUGUCAUUGGAUAACCUGGACAAACUGAAUCUCCCUUUGCAGAAUGAGGGGGAAGUGCAGGAGGCAAAAAUACCCCAAAGUCCGGGACGGAAGUUCUCUUGA